AUGGACAAAGAUUGCGACAUGGUUUAUAAGAAUGUUUCUGACAUAUAUAAAUCUGAAGAAUUUAAGACCUACGAUAACUUUGUUUCAUUAGUUGCUGAAUGUGUUUGGGAAAUAAGAGAUAAAGAUAGAAGAGGCAAAGUAUGGAACGAACAAAUAAGACCCGCUAUGUUUGAGAUGAAGAGAGCAAUUGACGCCUUAGUUGUUUUAGCAGGUCAAAUUUCAAUGUAUAACGCAAAAAUGAACCCGCAAUGUUCAAAAUGUAAAGCAGCAAUAAGAAAAUAUAACUACUCCGUCAAAGAGAUAGAAAGAAUGAGAAACGACUAUGCAGAUUUAAAGAAAGAAGUAGAAAAGCCAGCAGAAGAUAAAAUGGACAUGUUAGCAUUUCUGAACAAAAAUUAUCCAACUGCUGACGAUUUCCUUCUAUCUGACGUCAAGAAGAAAUAUAAAGAAACCUUCGGCAUUGUUAAAACAUUCGAUGUACUAAAAGAAGAAAUAGAAGCUACAAAACUGUUUAAAGUCAUGAACCAUCGCAACAUAUACCAUGUAAAACGCUUGUAA
Messenger RNA from Trichomonas vaginalis G3, 558 nucleotides. Its product is annotated as organellar and viral DNA polymerase type B. NCBI's taxonomy places the organism in Eukaryota, Parabasalia, Trichomonadida, Trichomonadidae. The coding region runs from base 1 to 558 and encodes 185 amino acids. The record is from RefSeq and is a predicted model, not a curated record. The transcript has a single exon.